Acipenser ruthenus (sterlet) is the source of this 2375-nucleotide messenger RNA. Its product is annotated as beta-2-microglobulin-like. The record is from RefSeq and is a predicted model, not a curated record. Bases 135 to 491 code for a protein of 118 amino acids. The transcript is spliced from 4 exons. Gene Ontology annotation, cellular component: MHC class II protein complex. Lineage: Eukaryota; Metazoa; Chordata; Actinopteri; Acipenseriformes; Acipenseridae. Gene Ontology annotation, molecular function: MHC class II protein complex binding. Gene Ontology annotation, biological process: immunoglobulin production involved in immunoglobulin-mediated immune response; positive regulation of T cell activation; antigen processing and presentation of exogenous peptide antigen via MHC class II.
CUCGCAUCGACAGGUUAAUCUCACCAUAUUGCCUUUACCGACCAGAGGAAACGCAGCGUUGUUUUUCGAUAUUGUCCAAACAAACCUUUGUCUUUUUAAAAAAAUCUUAAUUUCGUUGAGUCUCGGAGUGAAUCAUGAAGGCUGUUUUGGGAGUCGCGUUGAUCUGUGCCUUAUACUUCAGCGCUGAAGCCACUGAAGCCAUGCCCAAGGUUCAGAUCUACAGUCGUAACGUUGGCGAGCUGGGCAAGCCCAACACCCUGAUCUGCCAUGUGAGCGGCUUCCACCCUCCCAACAUCAAGCUGCAGCUGCUGAAGAACGAGGUGGAGAUUGAGGGAGCCCAGCAGAGCGACCUGGCCUUCCACCAGGGCUGGCACUUCCACCUGACCAAGAGCGUGGCCUUCACCCCCAAGGAGGGAGAGCACUACUCCUGUAAAGUGGAGCACAGCACCCUGAGGGAAGCCACACGCUUCACCUGGACUCCAGACAUGUAAAAGACACGAGAGUCUUCGGUAAACCCUCAGAGGAGCUGAGCGGAACCGGACGUCUUCUACCCAAUCAUCGCACUCGCAUAAUCAAUAAUCCAUAUAUCGCAUAACAUUCUGAGAAUCUCGAUCCAUAGCUACCGUUAAAUUCCUUAAGUGCAUUGAUAAAAUCAUCACGCUGUCUUUUUUUUUUUUGGUUGUUUGUCCGUUUGCUGCUUGGAAAGUUGAUUGUCAUGCUUCAGUCGAUUUUGUCUUUGAAAUGGGGGAGGGGGGGGGGGUCAAACUCCAGCCCCCCAGGGCUGCAGCCUCUCCUGGCAUUCAUUCCAACUCAAGCACUUGAUUCGAGAUUCGACACGACCUGUGAAACGUUUUGAGGGCUGGAAACAAGUGUUAAAUCUGUCCCCAAUUACUAAUCAGAUAAUUAGACUAGUUAAGUAAUUGAGGGGGGGAGGGGGAGGGGAGGGGGGAGGGGUGAAGCCAGAAGACUCUGCAGCCCUUUGAGGCCCCCUGGGCCGUCUUCAGUGCAUUGCAACUAAAAUGAAACGCAUGCAAGCGGACGAAUAUUUCAGCUAGUGCCUUCUUCAGCGUUCAGACCGAAAAAUUACAAUUUGAGUAACCCAUCAAGGCUGUUAAAAAAAAUAAUGAUGAUAAUAAUAAUAAUUACAGGGCUGGGAAUCAGACUCCUUGUUCCACAGCAGUGUGAUCCAUUCCAGGUUUUACUACCAGCUUGAUCAGCCCACAGUGUGUCUAGCUAACAAGCUCAGGUGUGUCUGAUUAUUAAACUCCUAGAGAAACCAGGACUGGAUCACACUGCUGUCUGCGCCUAACCAGUAUCAACGAAGAUGCAUAAUCGCAGUAAUAAAAUUUGAACUUGGAAUAAUAAAACAAAAAAUGAUUUGAACUUUUCCAUCAGUUUUAAAACGCUGUUUAAAAAAAAAAACGCUCUUUGCUUAAUUGCAUAAACUAGUCAAUAGAAUAAUUUUUCCAGCUAGUAUGAUAUUAUAACUGCGUGAUAAGUGUUUUGUGUGUGUGUUUCUCUUUUUUUUUAAUAAAUAUAUCUUGAUAUUAAUAAAGUUUUACUGCUUAAUUUAGAUGCGCUGAUGUAUGUUUUAGUAGAUCUAAAAAAAAAAAUACUGUUUUAAAUACCAAUUUGGGGUUAUGUUAGAGAGUUAUUUUCCUCUCUGAAACGGAUCAUAAUGUCUGAAUUGUUUUUCACAACCAAAAAAAAUAAAAUAAAGACUAUUUCAAACUUGAUGUUGCAGCUUUUAACUGUCGAGAGGAUAAUCUUGGGUUUCAAUUUUUGUCACAUCUUUGUAAAAUGACUUAGACAGACUGUUGCUGAAAUUAAUAACACACCCUUUUGAGUUGAAACUUACCUUUUAAGCUAAACUUUGAACCAGCUAAUAUAUAUAUAGCUAUAUACCAAAGACAUUGUUUAGAAAUUGGGAUGAUAAGUCUUCAAGUUGUCUUGCCUUUUUGGACUAGCGUGGUGGUUUAUACACCUUUAAAUCACCUUGGAUAAAGGCAUCUGCCAGAUAAAUUAAUAAUAAUAAUAAUAAUAAUAGUAAUAAUAAUAAUAAUAAUAAUGAUAAUAAUAAUAAUAAUAAUAAUAAUAAUAAUAAUCAGAACUAUCCUGUUGCGCUUGGGGGGGGGGGGGGGGGGGGGGUAGUCAAGUUUAGCCAAGUUCUGACUGUCCCAACAAUGGUUAAUUCCAGCAUAAGUCUUUAUAUAUAUAUAUAGCAGCGAUGUUUAAUGUAUAUUCUGCCCAGGCAAUGUUUUGAGUCUGGUUAAGUACACUGUUAAUUAAAAGACUGUUCUGUGACUUUCUCUUUGGGUUUAAAUUGCUUUGUAGUGAAAAUACCUGCCAAUAAAAACGACUCUGUUGAGUAAAUA